Adelges cooleyi (spruce gall adelgid) is the source of this 762-nucleotide messenger RNA. Its product is annotated as cytosol aminopeptidase-like. The record is from RefSeq and is a predicted model, not a curated record. Lineage: Eukaryota; Metazoa; Arthropoda; Insecta; Hemiptera; Adelgidae. Gene Ontology annotation, molecular function: manganese ion binding; metalloaminopeptidase activity. Gene Ontology annotation, biological process: proteolysis. Bases 1 to 762 code for a protein of 253 amino acids. Gene Ontology annotation, cellular component: cytoplasm. The transcript has 5 exons.
AUGAAAAACCGAAGGAAAGAUAUAUUUGCACAGGAGCCGAAACUAAUAGCCGUGGUGUCGUGCUGGGCGUGUAUGAGCCGUAUAAAGCCGCAAACAAUUUUAACUUCACGCUUGAAACGCAACAAAAUCCCGGUUUUGGGCGAAGCUGCGAUAUACAACGACUUGGACGUUUCGGCUGCGCUCGUAGCUCUAGUGGGCCUCGGCAGCGAGCACGCAGGCUACGAUUUAGUCAGGAAGUACUGUCGAAAAAAGGAGAACACCAGGAUUGCCGCGGGAGUCGGAACCAAAGAAUUGCAAGACCGGGGCAUUUCGCAGAUAUUCAUUGAGGAGAUGGACGAUUUUCAGUCGGCGUUUGAAGGCGCGAUACUCGCCAGCUAUAACAAUGAUGAGCAGAAGAAGGAUUGCGAUAAAGAGAUACCCCACUUUUCAACCGCCGGCUCUGCAACUAGUUCCAGUUCUAUAUGCACAGGAGACUUGGACAACCUGCAAAAAGACAAAGCCACUCUGGGUAUGCUCUACGCAGAAACGCAAAAUUUCGUUAGACGACUAAUGACCGUGCCCACCAACGUGAUGAAUCCAGAAUAUUUCGUCCACGAAGCAAUAAAAGUCCAUAACAAGAACAUGAACGGCAUCUUGGCACUAAGUGCUGGGUCCUAUGCCCCAGCUAAAUUCUUAGACAUCAGCUACAAUGGUUUCGCCUGCUUCGAGACACAACCCGUCGUACUGGCCGGUCAAGGCGUAACGUAUGCGAUUCUAAUAUGA